Molecule: messenger RNA, 1260 nt
Organism: Salvia hispanica
Lineage: Eukaryota; Viridiplantae; Streptophyta; Magnoliopsida; Lamiales; Lamiaceae
Product: very-long-chain 3-oxoacyl-CoA reductase 1-like
Cellular component (GO): endoplasmic reticulum
Molecular function (GO): ketoreductase activity
Source: RefSeq, a predicted model, not a curated record
AAUUUGUAAACUAAAACCUCAAAUCUCACUCUCACACUUCCUCGAAAUCAUCUCUCAUGGCGGAUUGCAUCUUGGAGCAGCUCAAAUCUCAGCCCACAUGGCUUCUCCUCCUCUUCUCCCUCGGCUCCUUCUCUCUCCUCAAACUCUCCAUCUCCUUCCUCAAUUGGGCCUACGUCAAUUUCCUCCGCCCCGCCAAAAAUCUCAAGAAAUACGGCUCCUGGGCUUUAAUCACGGGCCCCACCGACGGCAUCGGCAAGUCCUUCGCAUUCCAGCUGGCGCGAAAAGGUCUCAACUUGGUUCUAGUGGGGCGAAACCCUAGCAAGCUCGAGGAGGUCGCGGGCGCGAUUAAAUCCAAAUUCGGGGCGAUUCAGAUCAAGACGGUGGUGGUGGACUUCUCGGGCGAAUUGGACGACGGGGUGUCGAGGAUUAAGGCGGCGAUCGAGGGUUUGGAUGUGGGUUUGCUGAUUAACAAUGUUGGGGUUUCGUAUCCGUACGCGCGAUUCUUCCACGAGGUGGAUGAGAAGCUGCUGAAUGAUUUGAUUAAGGUGAAUGUGGUGGGGACCACGAAGGUGACGCAGGCGGUGCUGCCUGGGAUGGUGGAGAGGAAAAAGGGGGCGAUUGUGAAUAUUGGCUCCGGUGCUGCUAUUGUUAUUCCUUCUGAUCCGCUUUACUCUGUUUAUGCUGCUACUAAAGCGUACAUUGAUCAGUUCUCAAGAUGUCUUUACGUUGAGUACAAGAAGAGUGGAAUUGACGUACAGUGUCAGGUACCGCUCUAUGUUGCCACAAAGAUGGCAUCAAUCAGAAGGUCGUCUUUCUUCGUUCCAUCAGCAGACGGUUAUGCUCGUGCAGCUCUGCGUUGGAUAGGCUAUGAACCCCGUUGCACUCCUUACUGGCCGCACACCCUCCUCUGGGCUGUGGCGAAUUCAGUGCCUGAGUCAGCCAUUGAUGCUUGGCGUCUCAAGUUCUGCCUCGCCAUUAGAAAGCGAGGACAGCUCAAGGAUUCGAGGAAAAAGGAGUAGAAAGCCGUUCUAUCUCUACGUUUCAUUCUUUCAUUUCCACACUCAUCAACUAUGAAUGUUGUCUAAGAAAUUAGUUAUUUGUGUAACUUAUAUGUAACUUUCUUUGCUUAGAACUUGGAUGUAUUUUCUCAUUUUUCUUGAAAAAUUCUUAGUGUGUACUACUAUGGAUCUUAGUGUGUGUCCGUGUUUAACGUGGACUGAUGAAAUGAAAUACGAGACGAAGCUUAUGAUUCUAUUGAAA